This is a messenger RNA of Spodoptera exigua (beet armyworm), 840 nucleotides long. Lineage: Eukaryota; Metazoa; Arthropoda; Insecta; Lepidoptera; Noctuidae. The record is from the annotation of a GenBank genome assembly.
AUUGCAUUGAACACAGAACAGAAAUAAUACAACUCGUUGCGCGAUACAUGUGAGCACGGAUUUAGUCCCAUUUACCUAAUAAAUUAUUAUCGAGUCGAUAAGUCGUCAAGAUCUAUAUAAACGUAUAGUUUGUUAAAUUUGCCACAACGAUUCUAUUCAGAUUUUUAUCAAAAAUGGUGCAGAAGGGCCCUCGUCCUUUGGUGCUGUGCGGACCCUCGGGGUCGGGCAAGAGUACCUUGUUGAAGCGUCUUUUGAAAGAAUUCCCGGAUAAAUUUGGCUUUAGUGUGUCUCAUACUACAAGGAACCCACGUCCGGGCGAGAUAAAUGGUGUUCACUACCACUUUACCACCAAAGAGGAAAUGAUCGCAGCUAUAGCUAGAGGAGAGUUCAUUGAAAACGCAACAUUCAGCGGUAACAUGUAUGGAACAAGUAAACAAGCAGUCAAUGAUGUGCAAUGUAGUGGAAGAAUCUGUGUGUUGGAUAUUGAAAUAGAGGGUGUUAAACAAGUGAAGAAAACUGAUCUCAACCCUUUGCUGGUCUUUGUGAUGCCACCUUCCAUUGAAGAGUUGGAGAGGCGACUCCGUGCACGCAACACAGAAGAAGAGGAAGCCUUGAAAAAGAGGUUGGAUACUGCUCGCAAAGAAAUCAUAUUUGGUCAAGAGCCAGGAAAUUUCCACAUCAUAAUUCUGAAUGAUAAUCUGGACAAAGCAUACUCAGAAUUGCGUGAUUUCAUUUCACAAAACAUGGAAGAAAAGGAACGAGAUGCGGAGACAGAAUCUGAAGCAGACAAGUGAACAAUCUGCAUGGAGCAUGAUAUUAUUCCCUCAAUCCAAAUAAAUG